AUGUUGACCCCACAGAUUCUGACUCCUCAGAAAUCAGAGGUGAAAAGCUCAGGGAAGCUGAAGUGUCCCCAGUUGAGACACCCCCCUGGCUUUCCUGACAUGGAACACAGCAUGGAUGGAAGGGAUGUAUUUAACCCCCAGGGAGACAGAUCCUGCCUAAGGGAUGUGGCAGAGAAUGGGGAUGGUCUCAUUCAGUUUAUGGCCAGUGUCCCAGCAGAGGAAUGCAGCAGCAGGGAGGUGGGCUCCUGCCCUGCCAAUGUGAGCACCUCUCACCCAGACAACUGCUGCUGUCACAGGGAGGACUGUGUGGCUGAUGCCCAGGUGAGGGAUAACCCUGCUGCAGCUCUGCCCACUGAUACCCUGAUCCAUGAGCAGGCAGAUGCAGCAGACCACAGGUCCUGUGUCAGAGAUGGUUCUGACAACCCUGCCCCUGCUGGGGGGGGUUAUCCAGAGCAGGUUCCCAGUGUAGGUGAUGACUUGGAUGAUGACCUGGAGUAUUUUGAGUGUUCGGAUGUGCUGACAGUGCACGAGGAUGAGAUCUGGAAGAAGAAGUUACAGUUCUUACUAGAAGGUGAUGAUGAGGAUGAGUUAAAGCUGAGCAGGGAUUGUGAUGCCUGUGCUUACUUCCUCCCUCACAUGCCUUGCCCGAUCCCAGUGUCAGAUGACACUGCCCCUAUGGAAACCACCAUUGGCUUCUGUGGUCAUCACUCAAAACCCAAAGCAGUCAAUGUAAGGAGAGACCCCUCAGCGUCCAGCCAGUCAACUCUGCAGCCAGAGAUGACUCUGACUGUUGGGCACCACCGGGACAGCAGCUCCAGCCUGCAGGACAAAGGGACAAGUGAAGUGCCUGAGGCAUCUGCAGCCAUUGGAAAUGAGCAUCCCAGGGCUGAAGACAAUGGAAGUAACCACCCAGCUGCGGGAUUCCCAAUGGACACAUCCAAGCACAGGGAUAAGGGACCUGCCACAGACUGUGCUGCUCUGAUGGAGCAGGCUCCAGACACCAUGGCAGCAAGCAGGGACAAGGACUCGCUGGGGGCAGGCUCCUUGCUGCUGGAGGAGGAGGCAGAGGAGACCCCCAGGGCUGCAGUGUGCACCUUGACAGAGAGCCUGCGGAGAAACCUCUUCAGGCUCCUGAGCCCCACAGGGCUCUGCAGAUACGUGAGUGCUAUAGGGCAGACUCUGCAGGCUGCAGCGGAGCCCAGGGAAGCUGGUGCUGUGGGUCAGGAAGGUGUCACUGCUGCAGGGAGCCCCCAGAUGUGUGCUGCAGAAGAGGGGGAAAGGAAGAGGACUUGGGGCCUGUCUGAGCACAGCCAGGAGCCAGCUGAAGCUGACCCACCCAGGAAUGAAGGUGCUGAUGUUCAGAUCUCUGCUCAGAGCUGUGAAAGGCUGUGCAUGGAGCCCCAGCUGGAAGAGGAAGGUGUCUCUGGGACCUGUGUGAGUGCAGGAGCCAUCCAGCCAGCUCCACAAGUGCUCUGCACUGAAGGGACAUCACAAGCAGAGAGUGACAAUGUACAGACUGACUCUCAACACCCUGCUCAGAGUGAGAAGGGAGGAAUGCACCAGCAAGGAAUGGGUGUUGGUACUGGUGCUGUUUCACCUUUCCCAGUACAGGCCAUGGGCUGUGCCCCUGACAAACAGGAAUGUCUGUGUGCUGUCCUCUCUUCUGCAAAGCUCUGUGAUGAGCCCCAGCAGGGAAGGCAACAGUGCAGCUUUGACUCCAAUGGUAGCAAUGACACAGACACCUUCUGCAGUCUGUCCUCUGAUGAACCUGUGCUGGAGGCUCAGACCAAGUCAGGCCUGGAGGGUGGAGAACCUGUGUGCAGAGGAGAUGCUGAUGUAUCUGCAGUGCAUGAGAAGCUGUGGCAGCUUCUCCAUGAGGAUGAGGAGUCAGACUGUCAAAUCCCAUGUGAACCCAGGGGCAUCACAAGCUUAGAGAUCAGGCUGACAGGAACCCAAGCCCCAGAGCUGCACUGUGCACAGGAGACCUCUUCUGAUCCUCCUUUGCCAGAGCAGGAACCUGUUACACAGCCAGACAGCAGACAAAGAACAGAGGAAGGUGACUGUGCUGAUUCUAGUAUCCUAUUUAAAGGAGAUGGAGCAUCCAUAGGAAACACUUGUCUUGCAGAAGCUGUAGGAGCAGAUGGUGUGUGUCUGGAUUCUAGCACUGGAAACAAACCAGAACAACCAUCAUCCAUUUGUGUUACAGCAAAUAGAACCAUCUUCAGUACAGGGGAGUGCUUGGAGCAGGAGCCAGAUCCCAUGUUAGCUGACAGCAGUGGAUCCAUGCAGAUGGCUGUGGGUGGGGAAGGAGAGCUCCUCAUCAAUCCUGCUUCCCAAGCAUGGGAUACAGGCUCUCCUGGAACAUUAAAGGAUGCUCAGAGUGGUGAUUGUGACAAAGAGACUCCAGGUAUGUCACACGGGACAGUUGGUCAGUUACUGCCCACUGAGCACAACACACCCUUGAUGGAUGAGGGUGUAACUGGUGAGAGGUGUAGUUCUAGAGACUGUUACCCAGCAGGGGCAGAGCUGCCUGAUCCCCCUGAGGAUAAACCCUUUUUCCCCAGUGGAGACCCCAACCAGCAGCCACAUGAGGAGCUCUCUUCUGUCAACACCUUACCUGAAACCUAUGGAGUGAGUUCCCCAGAGGAAGGAGACCCCUCAGCCCUGCAUGCACAGAGCAGCCCUGAUCCUGACUGUGAUCUGCCUUCGAGGGAUGACUGUAAUGAUUCCCAGGUUGUUUCUAAUGCACAGGAAAACGUUGCUGUGAUUGAGACUCCUGAAAGCAUCACACGUAAGAAUCCAUCCCAAACCACAGACCAAGUGCCAGGAGCAGAAACCCAAGCAGUGGCAUUCACCCCCUUGUCUGGGGAGGUGCUUUUAAGGGACUUGAAUGUAGAAGCAGGAGGAGAACAGAGGGAGAUUGGCAGGGCUGGAGCUCCCUGUGCCUCAGGCAGCCAGGCUGCAUCAGAGCAUCUGGGGUUUGCUAACAGCCCCUUCAAGCCUGAUGGAGAGUUAAAGGCUGAGCCCAUCAAGUGGAAACCCAACCCAGCCAAGAGCUGUCAUGGAGCUGCUGGGGCUAAGAAGAAGUUACCUGCAGCAUCACUGUCCAAAAAGCCCCGUCUGGAGCAGAGAGAAGCCUGCAGUGAUGCUGUCCUUGCCACAGAGCCUGUGGGGAGUGAGGCAGGAGUGAGGCAGAGAGAGGAUAGAAACCAGCACAGGAAACUCACUGUGAACAAGGAGAGCAAAGCUCCCAGGCUGCUGAAGGGGAUCCAGGCCGAGCUCUUCCCGGACUGCUCAGGGAACAUUAAGCUGUGCUGUCAGUUUGGUGCCAUUCACAGUGACUCCACUAUUACCUGGACUAAGGACUCCAAGUUACUGGCUCGGCUGCAGAGGAGUGCCCAGGAUGACUCUCCUGUCUCAUUGGCAAUAGCUAAAGCCAGUACCAAAGACCAGGGAAUGUAUUACUGCUGCUUGAACAAUAUCUAUGGGAAGGUGACUGCUGAGUUUAAUCUGACUCCAGAAGUGUUGGAACAUCUCUCAAGCUUCCAGAACUGUGAAGGUGUGGAGGAGAUCGAGUUCAUGCAGCUCAUGUUCAGAGAGGACUUCAUCAGCGACAGCUACUUCGGAGGGAACCUGCGUGGGGUGAUAGCCACAGAAGAGCUGCACUUUGGAGAGGGCAUGCACAGGAAAGCCUUCCGAAGCCGAGUGAUGCAGGGGCUGGUGCCAGUGUUCAGCCCUGGGCACCCCUGCGUGCUCAAGGUGCACAAUGCCAUCACCUAUGGGACCAAGAGUCAGGAUGAUCUGGUGCAGAAGAACUACAGCCUUGCACUGCAGGAGUGCUAUGUCCAGAACACUGCAAGAGAGUAUGCAAAGAUCUAUGCAGCUGAAGCUGAGCCCCUGGAAGGCUUUGGAGAGGUACCAGAGAUCAUUCCUAUCUUCCUCGUCCAUCGCCCUGCCAACAACAUCCCCUAUGCAACAGUGGAGGAGGAGCUGGUGGGGGAGUUUGUGAAGUACUCGGUCCGGGAUGGCAGGGAAGUGAACUUCCUGAGGAGGGAUUCUGAGGCUGGCCAGAAGUGCUGCACCUUCCAGCACUGGGUCUAUGAGAAAACCAACGGGAGCCUGCUGGUCACUGACCUGCAAGGUGUAGGAAUGAAGUUAACCGACGUUGGCAUAGCAACACUGGCCAAAGGAUACAAAGGGUUUAAAGGCAACUGCUCCUUCUCCUUCAUUGAGCAGUUCCGAGCCCUCCACCAGUGCAAUAAGUACUGUGAGAUGCUGGGGCUGAAAUCCCUGCGAAGCCCUCACCAGAAGCAGAGGAAAGCAGCAGCCAUGAAGAGCAAACCCCUUCCACACUCAUCCUCCAUGAAGAAAACAGUGCCCAAGAAGGCCAGAGAACCCAGAGACUUCAUUGCCUCAGAGCACUGAGUUGCUCUGGAACCUCCUCCUGAGGACCUGGAGCAGUGAUGGGCACCAAUGAGCUGGGGAACAGCUUCAGGCUUUGCCUCCUGAUGGCAUUUGGGAUCAUCCUCAUGCUGAUGCCAGCAGCAAGGGAAGGAGCUGAUCCCAUGGCCAUGGAACCAGGGAGGUUCUGAAGACACCCAGAGCAUCACACAACCCCUCUAUGACUUGGUGUCUGCACUGGACUGCACAUGGAGUGCAGCACAUGUCACUGCAGAGCAUCCUCACUUCCCUGUGACCCUGUGGGUUCAGCUGCCACAACACAGCCACGUGUUCCAGCUGCCCCUUACCACACUUUGCACAGUGUUGUUGCUCAGGCUGCUAUAGGGAAUUCCUUUUCUUUCCCAGUGUAACCCCACUAUGAUCCCCCUCUUGUCAUUGUU
Molecule: messenger RNA, 4841 nt
Organism: Melopsittacus undulatus (budgerigar)
Lineage: Eukaryota; Metazoa; Chordata; Aves; Psittaciformes; Psittaculidae
Product: alpha-protein kinase 2-like
Exons: 10
Coding region: 1-4425 (1474 amino acids)
Biological process (GO): protein phosphorylation
Molecular function (GO): ATP binding; protein serine/threonine kinase activity
Source: RefSeq, a predicted model, not a curated record